CUCAAGAUAUGCUCUCUUUCUUAUCACCACCUAUUUACAAAUACUACUAUCAGAUGAAGUGGUGGUGGGAGAGUGGUGUGUCGCAGACUCGGAGAGUGAAUUGCAAACUGCUUUGGAUUGGGCCUGUGGUAUUGGAAACGCCAACUGCAGCAAGAUUCAAGUGGGCCAGGCCUGCUUUCAGCCCAAUACCCAUGCUUCUUAUGCCUUCAACAAUUACUAUCAAAAGUUCAAGCGCAGAGGUGGCUCCUGUUACUUCAGAGGCACUGCUCUUGACCCCAGUUAUAACUCUUGCAACUAUGAGCUCACACCCUGAGCUUGAGGUUAUCAAUCUAGAAAUGGUCGAUUUGGACGAGGAAACACAGUUCAGUUGACAAAACGCUGGGGUUCAUGUCAUCGUAUAAUUUCAUUGUUAGCAUCUU
Messenger RNA from Salvia splendens (bonfire salvia), 419 nucleotides. RefSeq lists its product as uncharacterized. The coding region runs from base 9 to 371 and encodes 120 amino acids. NCBI's taxonomy places the organism in Eukaryota, Viridiplantae, Streptophyta, Magnoliopsida, Lamiales, Lamiaceae. The record is from RefSeq and is a predicted model, not a curated record. The transcript has 3 exons.